AGGGUCUGGUGAUAUUUAAGCCACUGGAGAACUCUCUCCCCAUCCAUCUCUGCCUUGGCUCAGUCCCCUGCACCUGUUCAGAGACAAAAGAGGCCCUCCAUCAGCACUCAGUCUCUCCACCAGUCCAGCACAAGAAGCUCCAAGAUGCCGGACACAAUCAUGUCCAAGGAGCCCAGUUCCAACCUGGAGAGUGCCAUGCAGAUGCUCAUAAAGACCUUCCACAAGUACUCUGGGAAGGAGGGCGACAAGUACACGCUGAGCAGAGGAGAGCUAAAGGAGCUGCUACUAGAGGAGCUCGGGACUUACUUAGGGACCUCCAAAGAUAAUGAAGCAGUCGAGAAGGUGAUGAACGACUUGGACGCCAACAACGACGGGGAGGUGGACUUCACCGAGUUCAUCAUCCUGAUGGGCGCCCUCACCGUCGCCUGCAACGACUUCUUCCUGGAGUUCAAGACAGACGAGAAACCGAAUGACGAAAGCAAAGGCAACUCAGCGGAGAAGAAGGAUUGAAUCAGUGCAGGAGGGAGAGAGGAAAGAGGGGGUGGUAAAAAAAAGAAGGGAAAAGCAGAGGAGGAGGGGGAGGGGGAGGAAGGGGAAAAAUAACUGUAAAUCAGGAGAGAUAGAGGAAAAGAGUUUUGUCUUAUGCAAUUUGUAAACACUAAAACUACACGAGGGGAGCGGCCAAGCAGAUAGUUUGUGGGUUCUCAGAAAAACGAGGCGUUCAGAGGGAGUAAGUGUUUGUCAUACCACAGAUCUUCCGCAGCUAGCAAGCUAGAACAGGUUAUACUUCAACAAUUUUUAACUCAAAUAUAGCAGUUUGGACAUUUUAGAAGAAGGCACUGAAAGGAAAGGAAGUCAGAUUUCUGCAGGAAAAUUCACCGGUAUGUUGGGAGGAGUUCUUGCACACAGAUUAAUUUGUGAAACUAUAUUAAGUUACAGAUUAUCAUAUUAUUGUAUGUACUCAGUGUUUAACAUAUAUAUAUGAUAUGAAUAUGAUUUCCCCCUUACUUGCGCCUGUUUUGUAAUCCUAUUAGGUAAUACCUAUGCAUUCCUCAAGAUAUUAAACAUGGCAUUUAACCAAC
This is a messenger RNA of Labrus mixtus (cuckoo wrasse), 1082 nucleotides long. RefSeq names its product S100 calcium binding protein S (gene s100s). Gene Ontology annotation, molecular function: calcium ion binding. Bases 145 to 510 code for a protein of 121 amino acids. Lineage: Eukaryota; Metazoa; Chordata; Actinopteri; Labriformes; Labridae. The transcript is spliced from 4 exons. The record is from RefSeq and is a predicted model, not a curated record.